CUCUGCCGAGGCUCGGCUGGGAGAGACGGACGGACGGACGGACGGACGGACGGGAGCUUUGCUGAUGGACAGCGGAGCUGCCGGUACUCAAAACUGCGUCUUCGCCCAGCUUUGAGCGCAUUCCUUGUGAAGCAGCAACUAGAAAUAAUCCUUUAGGAAAGGUGCUGUGCUUGUUAAAAACCAAGUGUUAACGGGCUGGAAGACAACAUGCCUAUUUACACAGUUCCUGGCAGAAGCCCUGCUGGGACACGAUGCACUGCCACUUUGCAGAAGGCUUCCUCGAAUGAUACCUUUGCCAGCAGGAAAGCAUCUGGGCAGCAACUGAAGUCACAGGAGUUGGGAGAAGAAGAGAAUAGUCUACUUCCAUGUUCUCAGAAAAAGGCUGAGGAAGUAAAUAGGACUUAUGUGAUUUCAGCUUGUGAAAAAGUGGGUGACGCAUCAACUACUUUUACAUCUGAGGGCAGGUUAACACUUCAGAGGAGAGCUGGAGUAAGAAAAAAAACAGUGUCCAGUGGUGAACCGUUGCAUACAAAUGCAACACAGGGCACGGAAGAGCUACAAACAGAGAAAAGACUUACUCUGCGGAGGCGUGUGAGGACUGGCUCCACUGAGAAGAGUAAUAUCAAUCAGAAUAUUGUUCCUAGGAAAGAAAACUUGCCAGCUGAUGCACAAAGAAAUUACAAGAUUACACUUCCACAGAAUAUUAAUGAUACUGAUGUUGUUAAACCAAACUUGAAGUUAGCUGAGGGUCAGUCCAGUACCAAAUUGCAGUGUAACUUGAACAGCAAGGAUUCCUUGGGUUUGUAUGGUGUCUGUAAAAAUGGUAUCUCCAUGCGUUUAAAAGAUAAGACAGGCACUGCUGAUACAAAAUCUCAAAAUGAAGUUCCUAAAUCAGAGCAUUAGUUACCCAAAAUGUAUUAUAGGCUAUCAGGAGAACUGAAUGAAAAAGGCAAUAUAAAUAAGCUAGCUGGAAAGCAAAGGGUACAGCACUUGAUGAUAAAACAUAACAGUUUGGAAAGACCAAGGACCCCCAGCCAAAGGUUUAACAGAAGGAUUAAGCUUACACCAAAGAACAGCACUUUUCAAGAUCACACCUCUCAAACUGGCCUCAAUGAACAAACACCUCAUCUUCAAAUUUUAGCCAAGAAGACCCACAGUGUCUCCAGCUCUCUUCCUGGGAGUAGAAGUUCAGAAGCAGAAGCGAACACAGAAGCUUUAGUUGAGAGCAGUAGAACUGAAGGAGAUGUUUUCAAAGUGAAAAACAGCAAAGUGAUUGUGGCUGUGCGGGUCCGGCCCUUCAGUAACAGAGAGAAAACUGAAAACUCACUCCCUGUAAUCUGCAUGAGUGGUUCAGAGACAACUGUACAAAAUCCAUCCACAAACCAAGUUUACAGCUUCAGUUAUGACUUCUCCUUCUGGUCUUUUGACAAAUGUCGUCCUAAUUUUGCAAACCAAGCAGUUAUUUAUCAAGCUUUGGCAGUGCCACUCCUUGAAAGAGCUUUUGAGGGAUACAACGCUUGUCUUUUUGCUUAUGGGCAGACUGGUUCUGGAAAAUCAUACACGAUGAUGGGAUUUGAUGAAGACCGAGGAAUAAUUCCAAGACUUUGUGAAGAUCUUUUCGAUCAAAUAGCACAAAUGGACAAGGAACAGGUUUUGUAUCAUCUUGAAAUGAGCUUCUUUGAAAUAUACAUGAGAGAAAUCCAUGAUUUGCUUGUCUUUAAAGCUGAAAAUGGGCAGAAAAAACAACUUCGUGUAAGAGAACAUCCAGUGCUAGGACCAUAUGUGGAAGGCCUGACAGUGAAUGUUGUUCGUUCUUACUCUGAUAUUCAGAGUUGGCUUGAACUAGGAAAUAAGCAGAGGGCAACGGCUGCUACAGUAAUGAAUGACAAGAGCUCUAGGUCUCAUUCUGUCUUCACCCUUGUCAUGACGCAACCAAGGUAUUGCCAGGUAAAAUUUGUGAAUGAAGAACAGUGUGAUCGUAGGCUUACCAGUCACAUCAAUCUAAUUGAUCUCGCUGGCAGUGAGUGCUGUGCCAAAGCUCAGACUACUGGAGAGAGGCUGAAGGAAGGUGUGAGUAUCAAUAAAUCGCUGUUAACCCUUGGAAGGGUUAUUUCUGCACUCUCUAGACUUUCAAAUGGAAAGAAAACUUUCAUUCCUUACCGGGAAUCUGUUCUUACUUGGUUGUUGAAGGAAAGUCUUGGUGGGAAUUCCCAAACGACGAUGAUUGCCACAGUAAGUCCAGCUGCCAGCAGUAUGGAGGAAACACUCAGCACCCUCCGCUAUGCGAAGCAGGCUUGUUCAAUUAUCAACAUUGCUAAAGUAAAUGAAGAUGUAAAUGUGAAGCUAAUCAGAGAAUUGAAAGCUGAAAUUGAAAGGAUGAAGGCAGCUCAGAAAAGUGCUCUGAACACUGAUCGUGAAAAAUACAGGCGUUAUUUGCAGGAAAUAACAUCUUUGAGGGUAGAACUGCACCAACAGGAGAGGAACAUGGCAGAAAUGCAAAGGGCCUGGAAAGAAAAAUUUGAAGAAGCAGAAAAAAGGAAACUAGAAGAUAUAGAGGAACUGCAGAAAGCUGGAAUUGCAUUCAAAAUGGACAAUCAUUUACCAAACCUCGUCAAUCUCAAUGAAGAUCCUCAACUUUCUGAGGUGCUGUUGUAUAUGAUCAAAGAAGGAGAAACUACAGUUGGAAGGUGUACACCAAAUUCAAAACAUGAUAUUCAGCUUUCUGGAGUGCUGAUUGCUGAUGAUCAUUGUGUUAUAAAAAAUGCUGUUGGCCAAGUAAGUAUUAUUCCACUGAGAGAAGCAAAGACAUAUGUAAAUGGGAAAUGCAUUUUGAACCCAACAGUUCUGCAUCAUGGUGAUAGAGUGAUCCUUGGGGGAGACCAUUAUUUCAGGUUUAAUCAUCCAGCAGAGGUUCAGAAAGUUAAAACACCUUCUUGUGGGACUACGUGUUUGCAUGAUGGUCCAAAAGAUUUUGAAUUUGCAAAGAAUGAGCUGCUUAUUGCACAGAGAACACAUCUUGAAUCAGAAAUUGAAGAGGCACGGCUCAAAGCCAAGGAAGAAAUGAUGCAAAGUGUCCAAAUUGCAAAAGAGAUGGUUCAACAAGAGCUGACCUCACAAAAAGAAGCUUAUGAAAGCAAAAUAAAAUCACUGGAAGCAGAGGUGAGAGAAGAAUCUCGUAAGAAGCAAAUCCAAGAAAUGAAUAACCAAAAAGCUGCAACUAAAAUACAGGAGCUAGAGAAGGCAAAGCAAAACCUUGAGCUAGAACUACAAUUCAAUAAGAAACGUUUAGAAAUGGAGACCUUGGCUACCAAGCAGGCAUUAAUAGACCAUACUAUUCGUCAUGCAAAGAUACUGGAGGCUCUGGAAUCUGAGAAGCAGAAGAUUGCUGAAGAAAUACACACCCUUCAGAAGAACCGUGGGAGUGGGAAUAGAACAGUGACAAGUUUGUCCACUAACUGGAAGUCUUUGAAGCUGUCAGUGAUGGUCAAAGAGGCCAACACCAUUAGUAAUGCAUUAGGGAAAAACACUAUUUUCUGCAGGCAUGACAAAAUUGAUGAUAAAACAGGAGCAGUGUCUUCUGUUCAGGUGCAGGUUCGUAACAUCAAGCUGGGAAUAGCAACUUUUUGGAGUCUAGAGAAAUUUGAAUGCAAACUAGCAACAAUGAAAGAACUGUAUGAGAAUAAUGAUAGAAAUAAAGCUGCUGAUGUGUUUUAUGAUCCUGCUGAUGAGUGGGAACCUGACCUUUCAGACACCUCAGUUUCUUCUCUUUCCAGAAGAAGAAGUAGAAGUUUCAUGAAGAACAAGAGAAUUUCUGGAUGUUUGUCAGAGAUAAAAUUGCAACCCAUUCAGAAUAUACAGACUUCCUAUAUAUCAGGUACUUGCUAUAUGAACAAGUCCAGCAUAUACCCAAGCUUUUCUGAAUCGUUUCUUCCUGGAAUUUGCAAGGAAUCUAUAAGUUCAGCUUUAGAUUUGCUGGAACAGAAUCAUGAAGUGGGAAAAACCAUAGCAGACAGUCUCCUAACUAAAUUGUUUAUAAUUUUUUCUGGAGUGUCUGCCAUUUCAAAAGCCUAUGAACAGCAAGAUGAAGAAUGUCAAGAAAACUUUUUCAAUCUUGAUCCUACUGCUCAGUCCUACAGCAUCAGAAUUAUCUCUGCUUUUGACCAGAUUGUGGUUCUAAAGCAGCUCUGGCUUAACAAUAUCCAAAAGUGUCCUGGGUCUAUAAAAGUUGAUGAAGAAAUGAAACGGGAAAUAAAGAACUUGGGAGGUUAUUUACAGUUACUGCUGCAGGGAUGUUCUUCAGAUAUAUCCUCAAUGGUAACAGAAGCAUGGAGCAGUAACCAAACAGUAAAACAAACAAUGAAAUACAUAGGACACUUGGCAGUAGUCACAACAGCUGAUAUUUCGUUUCCUGAAGAGAACAAUAUUCCUACAUCUAGUCUACAGGAAUUUGUACUUGCCAUUUAUGAUGGAGUAGGCUCAGGUCUGGAAUUUCUCAUUGAUACUGUACAGGAGAAAGCAAGAAUGGUACAGAAAAAACUUCUGAAACAAUGUCCACAAAAUGAGAUUCAAAAUCGAAUAAAGGAUAAUGUUGUGGCAUUAGCCAGAUUCCUUGAAAAUAACAUCUCUUACUGCAGAAAGAAAAAAAUAGAAUCUCAGUUACCAGGAGAAGAAUAUCUGUAUCGAGAAAUAAAGAAAAGCACUAAGAUUGCUGUGAAAUAUUUGGAAUUGGAGCAGUGCCUAACUGAAGUCUGUCGAAUUGUUUCUUCGAUGUUACAAGGGUUGUACAGAAACACAAGCCCCCUCAGGAGCUUUGCAGAAAAUAUUUCUGUCAUAGGUGGAUAUUUUAACAACUAUUUCAGUUUAUUUGCCUUGUCUUCUGCAAACAACCCUAUUCAGAAGAUACCCCGAGCUUUUAUGAACUUGGAUGAACUGGACUCUCUGGUUGAUUCCCUUAUUAUGAAUUUUGAACUUGAACAAGGACAGCCAUCACUGCAAUCUCAAGCUGUUUGUAGUGAAACUACUGAGACUCAAGGAGGACAGGUUGAAACAGGUGAAGCUGAAUUUGCUCGAAAAUGGAAUGGGACUCUGGAACACACAGAAACUCCAGAGCUUUCACCUGGUAGGAUAGAGUGGGUAUAAAAUGUUAUCAACAAAUGAAAGGAAACUCUUUCCUAUUGCCUGAAGGCAAAGUAACAUGUGCCACAAAAAGCUAACAUUUAUUACUAAUAUUAGUGAGUGAGUGAUGUGAAAGUAAGUGACAUGUUUGUAUGAGGAUAAGUACCCUAUAUUUCACCAAAAAAAAAUUCCUUAAGAGGCUGCCAGACUUGAAAAUACAAUUCCUUUUGUUUUAAUAAAUGUCUAUUAUUACCUAAGUUUAUAAGAAAUAAUUUAAUGCAGUAAGUAAGAAAUCAGUUGGAGAUGUUAUGAACGGGUAGACUAAAACUCUUGGGGAAUAACUAGGAAACACAGUAAAGGCUUGGUAGGACAUUCACAUCUCUUCAUCAUAAACCAUGAUUUAGGACUAUGUGGGAGAUUCCUUUGAAGGGCAUUCAUAACACAUGUUAUAUUGCAUACAGUUAGGUAAGAAGACUGCCUUCCUAACUUGGACACUUGAAAGGUAAAUGAUGUGGGAAUCAAUUUUCUUUUUCUUUUUUUUUUUGAGUUGUUGCUUCACUUCUGCUGCAUUAUGAUCUAGUAGUGUUACUACAAACUUAAAGUGGGUUUUUUAUACCUUUUUUAAACAGAGCAAAACCUUUGUAUUUAUUUCUGUAGAGAAAAACUGAGAGAGAGUAAAAGUACUUUACCAACCCUAUUUGAUAAAUGCUUUUUUAAGUAGUUUUGUAGAUCUUUGAAAAAUCUGGGCUUAAAAUGUAUCAGUGAUGCUGCUCUUCAACAUGAUGUGAAGUAAGUUCAUGUUGAGUUUGUUGCUAGUGAGAUAUCUUUUGAUUGCUCAAAUGAUUUUCAAUACUAUUCAUAUUGGAAUAGAAGCGUAUCUCUAAAUAUGUGUUAACCCAUGAGGUUGUAGAGAAUUUUCCCAGUCAACUACUUCUUUAUGCUUUUUAUUGUAGUAAUUGUUUAACACCUUAAUUUUAGUCUGUUGGCUGAAGCCAGUGCAAGUUGACAGGAAGGAUGGAAAUUAAUUUGAGUUUUUAUUCUUUAAGACUGGGUUUUAGGAGGCCUGGAGUGAGCACAAUUUACUGACAACAGAGCAGUGAAGUUUGUAAGCUAAAACCAAAGAUUUUUCCUGUACAUCAAAGUUUCUGUCGUGGUUUAAGCCCAGCUGGAAACUAAGCAUGACACAGCUGCUCCCUCACUGCCCCACCAGUGGGGGAGAAUCAGAAAGGUAAAAGUGAGAACUCCUGGGUUUGAGAUAAAGACAGUUUAAUAGGGAAAGCAAAAGCCACACAUGCAAGUGAAGCAAAAGAAGAAAUUCU
This is a messenger RNA of Chiroxiphia lanceolata (lance-tailed manakin), 6434 nucleotides long. RefSeq names its product kinesin family member 14 (gene KIF14). The record is from RefSeq and is a predicted model, not a curated record. Lineage: Eukaryota; Metazoa; Chordata; Aves; Passeriformes; Pipridae. Gene Ontology annotation, biological process: microtubule-based movement. Gene Ontology annotation, molecular function: microtubule motor activity; ATP binding; microtubule binding.